This is a messenger RNA of Aspergillus glaucus CBS 516.65, 1116 nucleotides long. RefSeq names its product aldo/keto reductase family protein. Bases 138 to 992 code for a protein of 284 amino acids. Lineage: Eukaryota; Fungi; Ascomycota; Eurotiomycetes; Eurotiales; Aspergillaceae. The record is from RefSeq and is a predicted model, not a curated record. The transcript is spliced from 4 exons. Gene Ontology annotation, molecular function: oxidoreductase activity.
GAUAUAAAUACCAGGGGACCCUCUUGAUUUUCCGCGCGUUUCCUUCCGCCGCUUAUCAAUCAGUGCAUUUCCUGCCAUUCUUCCUGAGAAAUUGUUCCUGCAUUUUCAGUCAACCAUACAAUACGAUAUACCCAAAUAUGGCUCUUUCGUCGCUUUCUUCGACCGCUAAGUUGGUCACGGGAUAUGAAAUUCCCGUUGUUGGUUUUGGUGUCUACCAAACCCCCGCAGAUGUCACUGAGAAGACGACUCUGAAGGCGUUGGAAGUUGGAUACCGCCACGUCGACAGCGCCAAAUACUACCAAAACGAAGCCGAAUGCGCCAACGCCAUCCACAAGUCCGGUAUCGACCGCUCCAAGAUCUUCUACACCAGCAAGAUCCCUGUCCCCGCCCUUGGCACCUACGAAUCCGCCACGAAGGCCCUCGAAGAAAGUCUCGCAGCCGCCUCCAACCUGGGCUACAUCGACCUAAUGCUCAUCCACGCCCCCUACGGCGGCAAGGAAGGCCGCCUGGGCGCCUGGAAAGCCCUCGUCGAAGCUCAAAAUGCCGGGAAAGUGCGCUCCAUCGGUGUCUCGAACUACGGCAUCCGCCACCUCGAAGAACUCGAAAAUUACAUCAAGAACGGUGGCGGUGGCCAGAUUGCUGUUGGGCAGUAUGAGUUGCACCCGUGGUGUGGACGGAUUGAUAUCACUGAGUGGUUGAAGAGACGUGGUGCUGUUGUGCAGGCGUAUUCGCCUUUGGUGCAGGCUACGCGCAUGAAUGAUCCUACUUUGCUGGGGUUGGCGAAGAAGUAUAAUAAGACUGCUGCGCAAGUUUUGUUGCGGUGGAGCUUGCAGAAGGGUUUUGUGCCGCUGCCGAAGUCGGUUACUGAGUCGCGGAUUGUUGAGAAUGGGCAGGUGUUUGACUUUGAGUUGUCGAAGGAGGAUGUGGACAGUUUGACGACGGAUGUUCAUGCGCCUGUUUGCUGGGAUCCUGCUAACAACUCUAAGCUUUAAGCGCUUGGUUGAUGAAUGUGCCCUAGUAUAUAGUUAGAAGGUCAGCGAUAUCAAUACCAAAUUGUACAUUGUUGGCAUAAUCUCUUGCAGUAUGGUCUCAAUCGUUGGAAGGCACGCAGUUGAU